Messenger RNA from Mucor mucedo, 861 nucleotides. RefSeq names its product DnaJ domain-containing protein. Bases 1 to 861 code for a protein of 286 amino acids. The record is from RefSeq and is a predicted model, not a curated record. Lineage: Eukaryota; Fungi; Mucoromycota; Mucoromycetes; Mucorales; Mucoraceae. The transcript has 3 exons. Gene Ontology annotation, cellular component: endomembrane system.
AUGUUAGCCGAUUUUGAAAUCUUUGACAUUGUCGAUGCUUUGGAAAAGGCUGAAGGAAAGAAUACCAACUUUUACAGCUGGUUGGGCGUACCUGCUACUGCUUCUCAAGCUGACAUUAGUAAGGCAUAUCGUAAGCUUUCUUUAAAGUGGCAUCCUGACAAGAACCAAGGUGAUCCCAAGGCAAAAGAGAGAUUUACGCGUUUAGGUGUUAUUGUCACCAUUUUACGUGAUCCCACCAGCCGUGAACGUUACAACUUCUUCUACAAGAACGGUGUACCUCGCUGGCGUGGUACUGGCUAUCUCUACAGCCGUUUCAGACCUGGAUUGGGUACAGUGAUUGUAGUGCUUACACUCAUUGCCGCAGGUAUGCAAUACAUCGCUGGUCAGAUCAAUUAUCGUCAAGAAAAGAAGAAGAUUUUGGAAUUUAUCGCUAAUGCUAGAACUCAAAUGAUUCAGGAUGCACCCAAGGGACGCGCACCUACCAUGGGUCGUAGCUAUAUCGAAGUGGGUCAAAGACACAUGCGUUGCGAAGUUAAGAGCGACACUGCAAUUGUUGUUUACCCUGAUGAACGCUCUGGAGAACCUAUCCACUUGGAUGCUGAAUGGGUCACUGAACCUACUUUUGACAGUCUCUUUAUUGUUGCUUGGCCCAAGCGCUUGUUCAACAAGAUCACAGGAAAGAAGGAGCCUAUUGUUGAAGAGGACGAAGAAGUUGAAGAGGAGCAAAACGAAAAGGUGGAUUCUGCUGUCGAAUCACCUAAAGCUCCUGCAAAAAAGGCUCUUCGUAAGAGAGCUACAGGUGAAAAGGUGAAUGUUGUUGGUGCCAAGGUUGGAGGCCGUAGAAGACCUACCAAAGUCUAA